Paramormyrops kingsleyae is the source of this 2693-nucleotide messenger RNA. It is a transcript of the gene pglyrp6, whose product is annotated as peptidoglycan recognition protein 6. The record is from RefSeq and is a predicted model, not a curated record. Gene Ontology annotation, molecular function: N-acetylmuramoyl-L-alanine amidase activity; zinc ion binding. Gene Ontology annotation, biological process: peptidoglycan catabolic process. Lineage: Eukaryota; Metazoa; Chordata; Actinopteri; Osteoglossiformes; Mormyridae.
UUAAAAUAAUCCGUCGCUGGAUAUAGUUGUUGUAUGUUUGAUAUAUUCUUUACAUGCAUUUGCUUCACCAUAAGCAUGCAGUCUUUGUGCAAGAGGGUAUAGUUGGAACACCGCGUGCAGUAGAGGGUAUAGAUGGAACACCGCGUGCAGUAGUCAGAUCUCGUCCUUUCCUGUAAAGUUGUUUGCUCGUGUCCUACCAGUGUACAAGUAUGUUGUCAUCAGUAUGUUUUCGAUAAGGAGAGGACCAUACCAAAAAACGACGAUCAGUAACAUAUUGACUUAAAUUCCGUGCAUAUGUGUGUGUGUGUGUGUGUGUGUGUGUGUGUGUAAAAUGAUAAAGGACAUACAUUGAUGAGGUAUUGAUUAGCCAACCAUGGUAUGAUAAUGGCCGAGUCAAAAAAAUACAUGGAUGAUGGACGGUUACUGCAAAUCCUAGGGUGACUAUAGGAGAGGUUCUGAAGUGGCUAAGCUAAGCUGGCACGCUUUGACAGACAUAUCAUAGUUUUAUAUCAACAUAAAUAUAAUUUAGACACCAUUUUCUUUGACUGCUAUUGCACAGUACUGUAUAUAGUCAGUGCAUUACAAUUUCAUAGGUUUCCUAUUGCUACAGCUCAUGAAAUGAAAUCACUAUCAAGAAGUACGACAUUAAGCACAAAAGACCUUGGUAAAUUUAAACAGGUGUGUUUUUCCCCACAAACUGUUACACAGGGUGCGACAAACACUGGGAUCAUGCACUAUAUCUCUGUGUUGACCUGUGUUAAAAGUGUGUAUAUAAAUAUCUUUAGGGAGACCCGAGGCAAUUAUUGGUGAACAUAGUUUGAGAGCAACUGUCAUCCUGCAAAAUGUCUCCUGUGAAAUGGUUUGUGACGCUGGCUGUGCUGAUUAUUGGCAGCAAAGUCAAUGCUGCCAUUCCAAGGCACAUGGAUGAAUUUAUCAGGGUGCUGGAGCACGUCGAGGCCCAGAACCCGGGUUUGGGCCCCCUGGGAACAGUGAGAGCCCUUCGCCAUCUCGCAGGCUACGGGGAUUUGUUCGCGGAGAGCUUCUUGGGCAGUGCGAAUGACGAUUACAGCAGGGCGGCUCUGGUGCUGAAUGUUGAAUUCGAUGACUUCAUUGGCAAAGCGCUUCGGCACAGGGUGAGCGAAGGAGGUGAGGAGGUGGGAGUGGUCCUCAUCCGUGAUGGGACAACGGUUGCCAUGGCGCCACUGCUCUUGGGCAUAGAGGCGGGGCUUCAAACUAAGGUGGAUGCACUACAUGCUGUUGCCCUGACCAGAACCCUGGGUUUGUCCUUCCUGGCCUUCCAUAACUCCCUGCUCCCUCAGCGUCUCGGCCCCAGUGGUUGCUGGGAUAGCGUGACCUGGCCUGCGAUGUUCACACUGCCAGGGAAACCCUCCCUGGCUACUGAGGCUCUCAUAAACGGAGGGAUGGAUGGAAUAAUCCUCGGCACGGAGAUCUCCCUACUCACACAGCGCCCCCCCACACUGAGCGGCCUUCUGAAGCAGUACUACAGCUACUCUCUGGGCCCCGGGGGCCUCGACAGCGCCCCCCGUCUCAUCAGCGUCCUCCGCAGGGACAACUUCAGGGAGUUGGUGAGCGCCGCAUCACUGCGAAAAGAGGUGAUGAGCUCGAUGCAGGUGCACUGGAGGCUGAUGGGAGAUGUCCGUGCCGUGGGGUCCAAGAGAAUUGUGAAGGAGGGCGUGCAGGAGUUCAUCCAAUCGUAUGCAAACUGUCCAACCAUCAUCCCCCGGUGCCAGUGGGGGGCGGAGCCUUACCGAGGCACGCCUACCCAACUAAGUCCGCCCCUCUCCUACAUGUACGUCCACCACACCUACGAACCGGGCCAGCCCUGCCUUUCCUUUGACCAGUGCGCCGCGGACAUGCGGUCCAUGCAGCGCUUCCACCAGGACGGCAACGGCUGGGACGACAUCGGAUACAGCUUUGUGGCCGGAUCUGAUGGCAACAUCUACGAGGGCCGUGGCUGGGCCUGGCAGGGUGCCCACACCCUGGGCCACAACUCGAAGGGCUACGGCGUUGCCAUAAUCGGAGACUUCACCAGCUGCCUGCCAUCGCCGCGCACCCUGGAGCUGGUGAGAGAGCGGCUGCCCGCAUGUGCAGUGGGAAGCGGCCACCUGUCGCCUGGUUACAUCGUGCACGGCCACCGUCAGCUGGUCAACACCUCCUGCCCUGGGGACACCCUCUACAGGGAGAUACAGACCUGGCCGCAUUUCAGGGAAGUCUAAGGCCGAGGAGCAGAGCGCCUGACUGAGGAAAGAUGGCAUGACGGAAUAAAAGUGUAAUUUGGUUAAGUGUCAUUGGUGUGUAUCUGGAACAUGGAGGGGAAAUUGAUCGUCAUCACCGGGGGGGGAGGAGUUAGUGUACGGGGUCAGUGUUACACUCCGGACUGCAAGCAAAUCCACAGACUCCACAGGAUCAAGAACUCAAUACUGAGACUAAAAGUCUCAUAACUUGUUCUAUUAUAAAAAUCAAACCAAGUAGCAUUAUUACAUUUCUCCAUUCGCUGCAUUGUUGCCAGGAAACCAUUGUUUCUGUCUUCAGUGUUAGUUAUGUAAGGGUGCUCACCUUCUUUAUGAUGUAACAAAACAAACCACACGAAACAUUCUAAACCACCCACGUUUAUUGUAUGUGUGAGUACGUUUUUUUAAUUAUUAUUAUUAUUUCUCUUUUAAAAAAAAAAA